Ichthyophthirius multifiliis is the source of this 810-nucleotide messenger RNA. RefSeq names its product phosphoprotein phosphatase a, putative. The record is from RefSeq and is a predicted model, not a curated record. The transcript is spliced from 2 exons. Gene Ontology annotation, cellular component: protein phosphatase type 2A complex; cytoplasm. Gene Ontology annotation, biological process: protein dephosphorylation. Gene Ontology annotation, molecular function: protein phosphatase regulator activity. Lineage: Eukaryota; Ciliophora; Oligohymenophorea; Hymenostomatida.
AUGAUUUUUAAUGAUGAAUUUCCUAUUUAAUAAUAUUUAUAAGACUUAAAAUCUGAAGAUCCAAAUUUAAAAAUAAACGCAGUUUAAAGGCUUCCAAAUAUAACCUCAAAUUUAGGUUUUAAUUUUAAAAAAGUAAUAAACAAAUAAAUAUAAAAAAUAGAUUUUUAAUAAAUAAAAAAUUAAUUAAUUCCUUUUAUUACCGAAACAAUAUAAGAUCAUGAAAAUGAUGAUGAAUUUUUAAAAUUAUUAAGCGAGAAAAUAUUAUAUAUAUCCACUUAAUUAAAAUAAGAAGAUCAUCAUUUGUUAAUAACACCUUUAGAAUUAAUAAUUUCAUUAGAAGAACCUUAAGUAAGACAAAAAGGAAUAGAUAUAUUAAUCUAAAUAUCAGAAAAUAAUGAAACAUAAAUAUAUUUCGAAUACUUAUAUAAUUCAAUAAAAUAAACUUAUAAAUGGGAAAAUAUUCCCAAUAAAAUUUGUAUAAUAUAUAUAAUAUCCAAUUUUAGCUAAAGAAUCGAAAAAGCAGUUUUAAAUAAGAAUUUUUUAUUUUAAAUAAUUGAAGAAUUAGCAAAAGAUUAAGCUUAAAUUGUAAGGAGAAAUUUAUGUGAAAACCUAUAAAAAAUAAGUCAUAUUUUUGUGGAAAAAAAUGAUUAAAUUUUCCUAUUUUAUUAAUGUUUUUUACAAGACGAAAAUGAUUCUGUAAAAUCGAAAGCCAUUUAAAUUUCUCCUUUUUUUUUACGUCUUUUUCAUUAAAAAUUAAAAAAAAAAAUCUUAUUUAUUAUUUCAAAGAUCUCGUUUUUAACUUCAAAUUGA